UUUUUCGCCGACACAGACUUUCUCUCUCUAGAAAGGGUUUCAGGUUUCUCUCUCUUCAUUGCUCUUUAAGCUUCGAAUCUCAUCACACUCCCAUGCCCAUUUGCUUUAAUGCCGAUGACAGAGCCCGGCGAUCUCCACCCUGUCAUCGUCUUCUUCUCCCUCUUCUCCUUCUUCUCCUCUUCGUCUUCGUCUGUGAGUCCAUGGAGCUUCUGCAUGCGCGGUAGCACACUGUCAGUCCUCCCACUGUGAAUGUGAUCGCCUCUAACGGACAAUGGCGGUGAACGGAGCUCUGUCUUUCUCUUGCUCUCACUCACACUCUCGCUUCUUCUUCGCUCUUCUAGUGUUGUUCUCCUUCUCUGCGAUCCUUCCCCCGUUUUCUGUUUACGGCGCUACUGAUCCUUCUGAUGUUCAAGGUCUUCAGGUUAUUUACAAUUCACUGAAUGGUCCUUCCCAGCUAACUGGUUGGACAAAUAGUAGUGGUGAUCCGUGUGGAGAGUCAUGGAAAGGGGUUACUUGUGAGGGUUCAGCUGUUGUUUCCAUUCAGAUUUCCGGGUUAGGGCUGAAUGGAACCAUGGGAUACUUGCUCUCAAACUUUUUGUCAUUGAGGACAUUAGAUAUGAGUGACAACAACAUUCACGACACAAUUCCAUAUCAGUUACCGCCAAAUCUCACAAACUUAAACCUGGCGAGCAACAAUUUAACUGGGAGUUUUCCGUAUUCCAUUUCUACCAUGGUUUCUCUUAAUUAUUUGAAUGUUAGCCACAAUUCAAUCUCCCAGUCAAUUGGAGACAUAUUUGCUAAACUUGCUGGCCUCACAAUCUUGGAUCUCUCUGUGAACAACUUUACUGGAGAUCUUCCUAAUUCCUUUACUUCAUUGUCCAAUCUUUCUACCCUCUAUUUGCAGAACAAUCAAUUAACUGGUCCUCUGAGUGUUCUUACUGGUUUGCCUUUGACUGAUCUAAAUGUUGCAAACAACAAUUUCAGUGGAUGGAUACCAUCAGAGCUUAGAUCAAUCCGAAAAUUUAUAUAUGAUGGAAAUUCAUUCGACAAUGGUCCUGCUCCUCCUCCUCCACCGUAUACCCCACCUCCUCCCAGUAGAUCUCGUAGUAAUCGCACUCAUUCUCCACCAGAAGCACGCACGCCCUCAAGUUCUGAUGGCCAGUCAUCGAACUCAGAUAAUGGAAAUAAGGGCUUGGCCAUUGGUCCUAUUAUAGGCAUUGUUCUAGGUUCAUUGCUGGUUCUUGUUGCAUUGAUUGCUCUUGUUUUUUGUGUUCGAAAAGCUAAAAAGAAGGGAACUGGUGCAAGACCAUCUGUGGGAAGUGUUCCUGUUGUCACAGAAAAAGUAAAUACAGAAACAAUGCAAGAGCAGAGGACAAAGUUCACAGCCACUGUAACAGAUCUGAAGCCUCCACCUGCAGAAAACUUGAUGGUUGAGAGGGUACAAGGGAAAAAUGGAUCUGGAAAGAGAGUUAAAUCCCCUAUAACUGCUACCUCAUACACUGUUGCUUCUCUUCAAACAGCAACAAACAGCUUUAGUCAAGAAUUUCUUAUUGGUGAAGGUUCCCUUGGCCGUGUUUAUAGAGCUGAUUUUCCAAAUGGAAAGACAAUGGCAAUUAAGAAGAUAGACAAUGCAGCACUGUCUUUACAAGAAGAAGAUAAUUUUCUUGAGGCUGUUUCAAAUAUGUCCCGUCUGAGGCACCAAAACAUUGUUACACUAGUGGGAUAUUGUGCAGAGCAUGGGCAACGUCUUCUGGUUUAUGAGUAUAUUGGAAAUGGGAGUCUACAUGAUAUGCUGCACUUCACUGAUGAUAGUGGCAAGACACUGACAUGGAAUGCACGUGUUAGAGUAGCCCUUGGCACUGCUCGAGCUCUAGAGUAUUUGCAUGAAGUUUGCCUGCCUUCUACUGUACAUAGAAACUUCAAAUCGGCAAAUAUUUUGCUUGAUGAAGAGCUCAACCCCCAUUUAUCAGACUCUGGCCUAGCUGCCCUCACACCAAACACAGAGCGACAGGUUUCAACUCAGAUGGUUGGUUCAUUUGGUUACAGUGCUCCUGAAUUUGCUUUAUCUGGUAUAUACACUGUAAAAAGCGAUGUGUACAGCUUUGGGGUGGUGAUGUUGGAGCUGCUGACAGGUCGGAAGCCCCUGGACAGUUCAAGAGUGAGAUCAGAACAGUCACUUGUGAGAUGGGCUACUCCCCAACUUCAUGAUAUAGAUGCCCUGGCAAAAAUGGUUGAUCCUUCCCUAAAUGGCAUGUAUCCUGCAAAGUCUUUGUCACGUUUUGCUGACAUCAUUGCCUUGUGUGUUCAGCCAGAGCCAGAGUUUCGACCUCCAAUGUCUGAAGUUGUGCAAGCACUGGUUCGGUUAGUACAAAGAGCAAGUGUGGUCAAGAGGCGCUCAAGUGAUGAAUCCGGUUUUGUGUACAAGACUCCAGAGCAUGAGGCAAUUGACAUGUCAUUUUAAGCGUCCAGCCAUACUGAAGUCACAAGCGAUGCUUGCAAUUUUGUCUCAGUUAUGCCAAGGUCAAAGGCUGAUCAAAGUGCGCACAUUCAGAAAAAGAAGAAAAAGAUGUGAAACAGAGACCUGAAGGUUAUGUAAUUAUAUCCCAUACAAUUUCAUUUGCGACCAACUACUUUACAUUGCAAAUUAAGGUAUAUAUUUUUCAUGAAAUGCUGCUAUAUUGUAUUUAAACAAAAAUAACCGUCAUAAAACUAUCGUGUUGCUUUUUUGGGCACCUUGAGAUAUAAUAAAACCUUCCUUCGAUUCCAGGAGAUUAUAUUA
Messenger RNA from Vitis riparia (riverbank grape), 2779 nucleotides. Its product is annotated as protein STRUBBELIG-RECEPTOR FAMILY 8. Gene Ontology annotation, molecular function: protein binding; protein kinase activity; ATP binding. The transcript is spliced from 16 exons. NCBI's taxonomy places the organism in Eukaryota, Viridiplantae, Streptophyta, Magnoliopsida, Vitales, Vitaceae. The coding region runs from base 272 to 2461 and encodes 729 amino acids. The record is from RefSeq and is a predicted model, not a curated record. Gene Ontology annotation, biological process: protein phosphorylation.